AUGGCCGACUCCCAACCGCCCCAGGCUCCCGCCGGAUCGCAAGGCCAGAACCGUGGUGGUCGUCGACGCGGACGAGGAGGUGCGAACCAGAAGGGGCAGGCUGAGUCUCAACGGGAUUCUAACGUCGGCGCGUUUAGGGGUUAUCGGGGCAGAGGCCGCGGGGGACGUGGAGGAGGGGAUCGCAACCGCAAUACCAAUGCGUCCCAAGGUGCCGUAGCCCAUGCGCCUGCUGAGGGCGAAGAAAAGCCGAAGAAGGUUCCGGAAGCCACCGACGAUGCAGAUGACGGUGAAAUCUGCUUUAUUUGCGCAUCUGAUGUGACGCACACCUCCGUCUCGCCCUGCAAUCACCGGACCUGUCAUAUAUGUGCGUUGAGACUUCGGGCUUUGUACAAGAACAAGGCCUGUGCACACUGCCGGACGGAAUCCAACUAUGUGAUUUUCACGGAUGACCCGACGAAGGAUUUCGACCAGUUCGUUAGCAACGACUUCUCUCGGAAGGACGAUAACCUUGGGAUUGAGUACGAAAAUGAUGAGAUCUUCGAGGAUACGGUUUUGUUGCUACGGUACAAUUGUCCUGAUACGGACUGUGACGCGGCUUGCUUGGGAUGGCCGGACUUGCAUCGACAUACCAAGAGCAAGCAUGGGAAAGUGAUGUGUGAUCUAUGUACUCGAAACAAGAAGGUCUUCACCCACGAGCACGAACUCUUUACCAUGGCGGAGUUGCGGAAACACGAAAAAUACGGAGACGACGUCCCCGGUGCCAUUGACCAGAGCGGUUUCAGAGGUCACCCUGAAUGUGGUUUCUGUCGCCAGCGAUUCUACGGAGAUGACGAACUGUAUACACACUGCCGUGACAAGCAUGAGCGAUGCCACAUCUGCGAUCGACAAUCCGGACAUCGCCAACAGCAGUAUUACGUCGAUUAUACCGCGCUCGAGGACCAUUUUCAGAAAGACCACCACCUGUGCCUGGACCAGGAGUGCUUGGAUAAGAAGUUCGUCGUGUUCGAGUCUCAGAUGGAUCUGAAGGGUCAUCAACUGGAAUCCCAUCCCAAUGGGCUAUCCAAGGACGCAAGGCGAGACGCUCGCACUGUGGAUCUUUCUGCAUUUGACUUCAGAGCGCCCUACCAACCCCAGCGACAGCGUCGUGGUGCAGGCCGGGGCCGCGACCCGAAUGCAGAACCACUCCCGGCGUCCAGUGCCCAACCUUUGCGACGGGACCAGAUCGCGUACCAGCGACAGGUGGCGAUCCAGAGUGCGCAGUCGGUCUCAACCCGUAGCUUUGGUGGACAGCUCACUCGCAAUGAUACGCAGCAGGUGCGCGCUCCUCCGCGCUCGGGGAAUGCCACACCUGCCCGCAGUCCACCAGCACAAUCUCCGCCAGUUUCCGAAUUGCAAAGCCUCAAUCUUGUGGCUGACUCGACUCCGGCCACUCCGCAAGAGCAAGCACGCCGUCUGCGCCAUACGGCAGUGAUUGAACGUGCCUCGAACCUCCUGCGCAAUGACCAGACCAAGCUGGGCGAAUUCCGCACCAGAGUCUCCAACUAUCGCACCUCCCUCAUCUCCGCCACUGAACUGAUCGAUGCUUUCUUCUCCUUGUUUGACACCACAAGCUCCGAACUGGGCAAGCUCAUAAAGGAGCUCGCAGAUAUCUAUGAAGAAGAUUCAAAGCGUACCACAUUACUGAAAGCCUGGAACGAUUGGCGUGCUAUUAACGAGGACUAUCCAGCUCUACCAGGACCGGGCGGGUUACUACCGGGCAUGUCGCCAGACACUGUCAACGGCAGUGGAGCGGGAGGAAGCCGUGUACUUCGCUUAAAAUCGUCCACUGCACAAUCUUCCCGAUCAGCAGUGGGCCGUAGUGGCGCGCUCCCCUCCUCCGCCUCAUCAGCCACCGCAUUUCCCCCUCUCUCCUCCGCGUCUUCGUCCUCUUCCCGCCCUCCUGCGCGCAACAACGCAACCACGGCCUGGGGAACAGCAGCAGCCCCCUCGCCAUCUUCCUUCCCCAGCCUCCCCUCAUCUACCCGUCCCUCCCCCCGUGCUAGCGGCUCUUCUACUCCAACCGCAUCGUCUUCUCGCGCCUCAAACGCAAGACCCUCCGACGCAUUCCCCGCUCUUCCCGCGGCUCCGAAGCCCAAUGUUCUGAUGGCCGGUCUGACACGCGGGACUGUCCGGUGGGGCGAGGCCCGCCCAGCUUCGAAUGCUUGGGCUUCGGGGGGUGAAUCUUCAGAGAUGAUGGAUGAUUUUGGGGAAACGUCUGGCGGCAGUGGUGGGAAGAAGGGUAAGGGGAAGAAGGGGAAGCAGACGUUGUUCCAUUUUGGAUAG
Messenger RNA from Aspergillus glaucus CBS 516.65, 2322 nucleotides. RefSeq names its product E3 ubiquitin-protein ligase HEL2. The record is from RefSeq and is a predicted model, not a curated record. Gene Ontology annotation, molecular function: ribosome binding; ubiquitin protein ligase activity. Lineage: Eukaryota; Fungi; Ascomycota; Eurotiomycetes; Eurotiales; Aspergillaceae. The transcript has 3 exons. Gene Ontology annotation, biological process: rescue of stalled cytosolic ribosome; protein ubiquitination. The coding region runs from base 1 to 2322 and encodes 773 amino acids.